AUGUCGAUGAGUGCCAGGUCCACAACGGGGGCUGCCAGCACAGAUGUGUGAACACCCUUGGAUCUUAUUACUGUGAGUGCAAGCCAGGCUUUCGCCUGCACACAGAUGGCAGGACCUGCAUUGCUGUGAACACGUGUGCCCUGAACAACGGUGGCUGUGAACACGACUGCGUGCAGGUGACGCUGACACAGCACCAGUGCCGGUGCCGGCACAAUUACCAGCUGCAGGAAGACGGCAGACGCUGCGUUGUGAGGAACCCCUGUGCCGACAGGAACGGGGGCUGCAUGCACCAGUGCCACAACCACGGUGGAGUAGCCCGCUGCGAGUGCCACCCUGGCUACCGGCUGGGACCUGACAACAGGGCCUGUGAAGAUGUGAAUGAAUGUCUGACUGGACUGGCCAUUUGUGCACACCAGUGUCUCAACACUCGUGGCUCCUUUAAGUGUACCUGUAACCCAGGCUACGAGCUGGGAGCAGAUGGCAAGCAAUGCUAUCGGAUAGAAAUGGAGAUUGUGAACAGCUGUGAAGCCAACAAUGGUGGCUGCUCCCAUACGUGCCACCACACCAGCUCUGGCCCGGUCUGUACCUGUAACUUUGGCUAUCGGCUUGAAGAGGACCAGAAGACAUGCACUGAUAUCAACGAAUGUGACAGUGGUUCUCACUGUUGUCAGCAAGACUGUUACAAUUAUCCUGGAGGCUACGAGUGUGCCUGCUAUGCUGGAUACAGGCUCAGCACAGACGGCUGUGGGUGUGAUGAUGUGGAUGAGUGCUCUGCACAUAACGGUGGAUGUGAACACACAUGCCAGAACCAACUGGGGUCUUUCCAGUGCGGCUGCGAGAUCGGGUACAAACUGGAUGACGACCGGAGGAGCUGCAUCUCCAUAGCAGACCCUGUGGAAGCUCUGGAUGGUCGGCGCCCCGUUAUUCGCCCAAUCCCACAUGUUGCCAUCCUGCGAGAUGAAUUUACCCAGCUCUUUAAUGACGACUAUGAAGAAGAGGAGGAGGAGAUGGAAGCAAGAGGAGAGCACACACUUUCAGAAAAAUUUGUCUGCCUGGAGCACACGUUUGGCCCCGACUGCAGCCUGACCUGUGACGACUGCCAACACGGAGCCACGUGCAACGCGGCAGAGACCGGCUGCGACUGUCCGGCGGGCUGGACCGGCGUCCUCUGCAACCAGACCUGCCCGCCUGGCACCUUCGGGAGGAACUGCAGCCAGACCUGCCGCUGCCAGAACGGUGGCACCUGUGACCCGGGCACCGGUGCCUGCCGCUGCCCGCCCGGGGUGGCCGGCGAGCUCUGCCAAGACGGGUGCCCUAAAGGAUUUUUUGGGAAACAAUGCAGGAAAAAGUGCAACUGUGCCAACCGGGGUCGUUGCCAUCGGAUUUAUGGAGCCUGCCUGUGCGAUCCUGGCUUGUACGGACGGUACUGCCAUUUAGCUUGCCCGAAGUGGGCGUUCGGCGCCGGGUGCUCGGAGGAGUGUCGCUGUGAGCAGCAGAACACGCGCGACUGUGACAAGAGGGACGGCUCCUGCCGAUGCAAACCCGGCUACCGCGGCAAGCGCUGCGAGACCAAAUGUGACCCUGGCUAUUACGGGGAUGGCUGCAAGAAGAAGUGUAGCUGCUCUCCAGAAGUGUCUUGUGACCAUGUCACUGGGGAGUGCUGGAAAGAAUGUCCCCAGGGCUACCACGGGGAGAACUGCGACCAAGAGUGUCCAGAGGGGAAGUUCGGGGUGGGCUGCCAGGGGUCCUGCUCCUGCCGAGGAGCUCCCUGCAACCGGACCACGGGACAGUGCCUCUGCCUGCCGGGCUGGACGGGACACGACUGCGGCCAAGCUUGCCCAGAGGGUCUCUGGGGACUGGGCUGCCAGGAGAUAUGUCCCGAGUGUGCCAACAAUGCCAGCUGUGAUCCUGCCACGGGAGCCUGCCGCUGCCUGCCCGGCCACCGCUGCCAGGACG
Antrostomus carolinensis (chuck-will's-widow) is the source of this 1956-nucleotide messenger RNA. Its product is annotated as multiple epidermal growth factor-like domains protein 6. Lineage: Eukaryota; Metazoa; Chordata; Aves; Caprimulgiformes; Caprimulgidae. Gene Ontology annotation, molecular function: calcium ion binding. The record is from RefSeq and is a predicted model, not a curated record.